Messenger RNA from Liolophura sinensis, 1480 nucleotides. RefSeq lists its product as uncharacterized. Bases 192 to 1139 code for a protein of 315 amino acids. The transcript is spliced from 4 exons. The record is from RefSeq and is a predicted model, not a curated record. NCBI's taxonomy places the organism in Eukaryota, Metazoa, Mollusca, Polyplacophora, Chitonida, Chitonidae.
GACAUGAGGACUGGAUAUUUAGUCAAAGGCAUACAUACGACAAUCAGCGAGAGUGUCAGCACUGAGUCGUCAGGUUAAGGCAUUGCUGGCCCUGAAGGGGUAAAAGAGCAGUAUCGACACAAGAAUAUCCUUUAACCGCUAAGGUGGAAGUCUUUUAAGUAGAAGUGAAUUGAAAACAACAAAUAAAGGAGAUGUCGAUAUCAGGUCUUUUUGUCUCGACUGUGCUUUGCGCAUGCGCACUGUCCGGAGUCAAAGGUCAUGGACGCCUGAUGUCUCCCCCCUCACGUGCAUCACUAUGGAGAGAUCCUCGUUAUAAAACUUUGGCUUCUGCACUGCAAAUCCAAGACUAUAACGACAUGGGCAUGAAUUGUGGAGGAUUCUGGAGACAGUGGGGCCUAAAUGGCGGGAAAUGUGGAAUCUGUGGGGACCCAUGGGACGUCCCUGAUAAACCCCACGAGUUUCCCAACGGAAAAUACGCAAAAGGCAUUAUAGUGGACAAAUUCAAAUCAGGUGAUAUCAUGCCGGUCAAAGUUCAGCUCACGGCCAAUCAUCGGGGCUGGUUCGAGUUUCGUCUUUGCCCGCAUAACGACAAUACAAGUGAGGCUACUCAAGAAUGCCUCGAUCAGCAUGUUCUGAAGAUAGCUGGAGGUAGCUCCACGAGAACUACGGUGUACUCGAAUAUAUAUAAUUACAAUAUACAGCUACAACUACCAAACGAUCUGACAUGUGAGCGGUGUGUAUUCCAGUGGAAGUACCAAACGGGCAAUAGCUGGGGUGUCGAUCCGAUCACCAAGAACGGUUGUCUCGGGUGUGGAAUCAAACAUGAGCAAUUCUAUGCAUGCUCAGACAUCGCUAUCGAGGCGUCCGAAACAAGCGGUGGCGAUGAUGGCGGUGACAAUAAUGGCGGCGAAGGUAAUCACGGAGGUGCAGGAGGUGAUGGAAGUGAUAAUGGCGGCAACGACGAAGAAGGAGGUGACAAUGGUGGCAACGGUGGCAAUGGCGGCGAGGUGACCAAGCCACCGUGUAAAGGCGCUGGCAAAUUGGCGAACAUACCGGAAGUUGCCGUCCAGUGUAAAAUAACAUGCGCAUCCGGAUGUUGUCCACGAGAAUUGUGUGACGACGCGUGUCGAAAUUUGUGAUGAGGAGCGCUCCAGGACUGUCCACACUCCUACAGACCCCGUGCUGUGUGAUCUGUGAUACCUGUUUUUCGUACUUCGUUGAAAGGCCCUCCUUGUGACAUUGUGGCGUGUUUUAAUACUAUUAUUCCGGAAAUUUUCAAACAUAGAAACUGGCACCAUCUAACCUGGAGCGGCAUAGUAGAAGGGUGUUCAAAAAACCUUGAGACUUCUUAAGUGCGACCAUGCCGUCCGUACACAAAUGAGAUGAAUGGCCCCUCAGCCUCUCAUUAGAAUAGACACAAUAUCGAAUGCUAAACAUAUGUACAACUCAAAACCGGUGAGGUGAUAUUUUGAGCUUUAAU